CCGUUCAGCGGUCAUAGCCACUGACUACUCGUGAGCACUUGGCAGGCUUCCGCCCCUCACGCUAAGCACACAAGAGCUCCUGACGGUCCCCAAGCCGCCCUUCCCUUGCUGCUUUUGUUGCUACUGCUCUUCCCAACUAUGGCUGGCCUGCCUUGUGCUCCCUUCGUACACUCCUCACACAGCACGUCUCAUUGUAACUAAGAAACACUUAGGUGUUCUUUCGAUCCUGAGGCAGAUAGACUUGCCAAGCAGAAAGCGGGUCGUCGUGAACAUUCAUCAGUAGUGUGUGUUGGCAUGUGCGUGCGUGUGUUUGUGUGUGUGCAAAGGAGAGGUGCCGGGUGAGUGGUGGCAGUCGAGUGUGUAUCGGCACUUACCAGCCACACCAGAGAAAUGUGAGUGAAGAACGUGCUUAAUAUGUGCAAUGACGCUACCAAAAACCAUGAGGACAUCUCACGACCAAGGCGCCUCGUCAGAUAAUGAUGGUGCACUUGAUGAAAUGGGACCGACUUAAGUCCACGCUACACAAACUGAUACAUGGUCUCUGAAUAAAGCGAAGAAGAAGAAGAAGAAGAAGAAAGCACAUAAAAAUUACAUGAAUAAUCACAUAUCAUGAAGUGUGUUACAAGUGUGUUUAUUGAACUGUUAUUUGUGGUGGCAAACUUAUUCACCAGCCAACAAGACGAUGAGUAUUUUGCUGGAGCUGUGAUGGUUAGACGGUGAGGCAGUGAGUCUCGAUGAUCAGGGGAACAUAACAAUUACUUCCCACAAAGAGACGUUUGUAUUGCGACACACGUCACGAAGGAAGGAAAGCAACAUAUUGAGUGGUCGAGUCUGCACAACAUACACUACGGCCGCGAAACGACAGAGGAGGGCCGGGAAGCUCUGACUAAAGUUGACGGAAGAUGGGGAAACAAAAGCUGGAGCUGAAGCGAAGUGACCACAGCGACAUCAUGGAGGUGGAGGAGCCGCGGGAGGAGGAGGAGGAAGUGGAGGGAAGGUCCUCGGUGAGUCCCGAAGCCCAGGCCAGACGGGACGCCUUCAAGAAAAUGCGUCACUCCAAGCCCUCCGAGAAAUCCAUGGACUUUGAUGACUUAUUGCCUCACGUCGGUGAGUUCGGCCGCUAUCAGAAGUUGCUUAUCUUCCUCAUUUGCCUGCCGGCGUGCAUCCCCUGCGGCUUCCACGCCUUCAAUCAGUUAUUUAUGAGCCCCGUGCCGCCACACUGGUGUCGCGUGCCCGCUCUGGAGGAAGAGGGUCUCACGCCGCUGCAGGCCAGGAACAUAUCCAUUCCCAGGGAAGCUGAUGGAAGCUUCAGCCAGUGUAUGCAGUAUCUGGUCACCAACUACACGCCAGACACUACGCAGCCAGACCCAAGGUGGCCCGUGGUGGCUUGCAUGAAUGGCUGGACGUACGACACCUCAGAGAUCUACUCCUCCAUUGUGAUAGAUUACGACCUGGUGUGUCAGCGGAGGAUCUACCCAACCAUCGGCCUCUCUGUGCUCAAUAUCGGUGGCAUUAUUGGCGUCUAUGUCUUCGGCACCAUCUCAGACAAGUUUGGUCGGCGGAUAUCGUUUCUGGUGUGCCUGGCGCUGGAGCAAGUGUCGGGACUCAUCACCGCCUUCGCCCCGGACUACUGGAGCUGGGUGGCCUGUCGCUUCCUUGUGGGCCUCACUGUGCCGGCCAUCUACCAGAUACCUUUCAUCAUUUCACUGGAGUUGGUGGGGCCGAGUUAUCGCAGUUUCGUGACUGUGAUGACGUGUCUCUUCUACGUGGGCGGGAUGCUGCUGUUAGCGGGUGUAGCGUACCUGGUCAGGAACUGGGUGUACCUGUGCCUGGUUACCUCUCUGCCCUUUUUCACCUACAUCGUGUACUGGUGGUACCUGCCGGAGUCUCCUCGCUGGCUGCUGUCCCAGGGCCGUCUUCAAGAGGCCAGAACCAUUCUCGUCAAGAUGGCGGAGGUCAACAAGACAGAAUUGCCAGAGUCUUUCCUCCAGAAGCUCCAGGAUCGUAUGUUGGCUCAGCAGGCCCUCAGCGUGAGCUCAGCACAGUACCAUACCAGCUCAGGUUUCUUCAGCAUGUGUCACACCCCCAACAUGAGACUGAAGGCAAUCCUUAUCACUAUAGUAUGGUUCGCCAACGAGACGGUGUAUGUGGGCCUGAGUUACUACGGCCCUGCAAUGGGUGAGGAUGAGUACCUCUCCUUCUUCUUGGCGUGCGCCGUAGAGGUGCCUUCCUACCUCAUGUGCUGGGUGGUGAUGGAUCGCUGGGGCCGCCGCUGGAUCCUCGGCAUGGGCAUGAUUGUGGGUGGCAUUUUCUCCAUCUGCACUGUCUUGAUGCCCGAAGGCGCCUCCAUGGCCACACUGGUGCUGUAUCUGGUAGCCAAGUUUGCGGAGUCUGCCGCCUUCCUCAUCAUCUACCCAUUUGCCGCUGAGCAGUACCCAACUGAGGUGCGCGGAGUGGGCAUCGGGUUCUCGGCCUAUGUCGGCGGCUUGGGACUUGUCAUCAUCCCAUUCAUUAAUUACCUGGGCACGGAAAUGUUGGUGCUGCCGCUACUCAUCAUGGGCGUGGUGUCUGCCUUAGGCGGGGUGCUCACAUUCAGACUGCCAGAGACCCUCCAACAGAAAUUACCCAAUACUUUGGCCGAGGGAGAAGCCUUCGGCCAAGAUUUCUCCUGGAAUGACUGUCUCGUCUGUGUCCCAGAGGGCACAAAGGAGCUCAAAGAGGAGGACAUGGUUCCAGAGGAGGAGAUAGUGAGUGUGGAGAGCCUGGGCCGUCGAGGGUCUGUGGCUGGGGGAGUGGAGAGGGGUGUGGCAGACGAGGCCACACCCUUGCGUCGUUUGGGUUCCCUGGGCAGGGGCCAGUCUCUGCUCAGACGCCAGACCAGUGUCAUGGAUACUCCGAUCAUUACAGACGCAUCUGGGGCCAUGAAGCUCACAUUUUGGGUGUAGCUUAUGUCCUGCGUGUAGCUUAUGUCCUGUAUGUUGCUUGUGUCCUGCAUGUUUCUUACGUCCUGGGUGUAGCUUACAUGCUGUGUGUUGCUUACGUUCUGGGCAUAGCUCACAUUCUGGGUGUAGUUUACAAUUUACAUGUAGUUUAUGUCCUCGGUGUAGCUUAUGUUGUGGGUGUAGCUUACAUUGAGUUUAGCUUAUGUCCUGGAUGUAGCUUACUAUGUAGAUUACAUACGUUCAGGGUAUAGAUAGUUUAACAUGGAUUCUUCAUCAUCAUCAAAGGAAAAGGCACCAUGAGAACCUGCCUACUCCUCUCAUUAGCUUCUGAAAACUCCUAAUGCGAGGGUGAGGUGUUUCAAAAUACGGGUCUUCUUGAAAUUGCUUUCAGAUCAUGAAGUUGUUCUCCAGUAUUCGCAAUCCAAAUAUUAUGCUCUCUCUCUCUCUCUCUCUCUCUCUCUCUCUCUCUCUCUCUCUCUCUCUCUCUCUGAUUGCCCAGCCUACCUUUCCUAAUACACUGUAACUCUUGGGCAGCUUCACACUCAAGGAAAGGGAUGAAAGUCAAGAAGCCAAGUUAACUUUCUCCCUUCUAUCCACAUUCUGUAGGGAACAAUUUCCCCUAUGAAUUUCUGAAUUAGUAACAACUUUCUACUAGACAAGGUUUUUUUAGGGAAUGGCUUCUCAUUAUGGGUCACAGCUGCCUUUUACACGGAGUUAAUAAGGAAUAUUUUCUUCUGUAUGACGUGCACUUGCUAUUGUUAUGAAGGACAACACAAAUAUAGCUCUGCUUUAUAGUGAAUUGUAGGCAUACUAGUGCAUCAACAAUCUUAUGUUAGGCACCAGGCAUCUCCCUCAUGAUGCUACUUUGCUACUGCAUUAAUACAUACUACAAAAAAAAUACACAUUGCUAUAUUGAAUAAUGAAUAAUCCCUUGAUAUAAAUAUUUCAGUUAUAAAUAUUCCAUUCAGAAGUUUAUAUAAGAAUGGCACCACUAUGCUUCUUAAUGUGGUGAAAGACUCAUUUGUUAAACUCUUGGAGGAUGGAGGAUUAAUAUAAACUAAUACCAAAGUAAGUGAUCUCACAUGUCACAGUGUUAGGGAGGCAGAUGAUGGCAGCCCUGUUCUCUCAUGCCAUUCUGUUAGGCUAGCAGAUGAUGACAUUUCUUCUCUUUAAGUGCAGGUAAAGCUUGUUCAUGGCACUUUGAUCUCAAGAUAUGUAUUGUUAAGCAGAAGGUAUUAACAUUUGUUUGGUUGUGUGUUAUUCAUACUACUAUGAAGACUUGUGACAAGAAGCAAGGCAGCAAGGGCAACUCCUCUGAAGGGAUUUAUUGGAGGAGCUAUCUUCCCUCCCUCCCUGCUCUCCUGACAAUGGGAGUACCAAAUCCCCUUCCAGGGAUAUGAUGAUAUAACUCUUUUUAACAUAAUGUAAGCAUGACUUUCCUUUUAUGCCCCGUCUUUUGGUGUGUAUUGAGUCUCUAGAUGUACUGAUAUUUGUAGCUUUGCUGAGUGUCUAUGAGAAAAGUACAGUUGUUUACAAUAUAGUUUAAAAGCAAUACAAGUAGGUGAGUGCAGUGAUGAGUCAGUAUGUGUGCUGUUACAGGCUGGAGUACCUACAAAGUACACACAGCUCACUGGAGUGUUAGAGAGCCUCAGUUUACAGAAAUGUAUUACAAAGGAAUAAAACCAAAAAACUCAU
This is a messenger RNA of Scylla paramamosain (green mud crab), 4637 nucleotides long. RefSeq names its product carcinine transporter-like. NCBI's taxonomy places the organism in Eukaryota, Metazoa, Arthropoda, Malacostraca, Decapoda, Portunidae. Gene Ontology annotation, cellular component: membrane. Gene Ontology annotation, molecular function: transmembrane transporter activity. The coding region runs from base 903 to 2945 and encodes 680 amino acids. Gene Ontology annotation, biological process: transmembrane transport. The transcript is spliced from 13 exons. The record is from RefSeq and is a predicted model, not a curated record.